AGCUCAAAAUGUGGAGAGGAAUACUGUUCUGAAGAAAUUAAUAUGCCACAAAUGGUAGAAGAUCUAACUCAGAUACACUUUCACUGGCCUAUGCUGUCCUGUACUUAAAACAGGGAUUAGUAAUGAAGCCACCAUUAUGUCCUCCGUCAGUGAAGUGAAUGCUGACCUCAAAGAGUUAUUAACAAACAUUAACUUGGAGCAGUAUCUUUUACGCUUCCAAGAAUCCGGCUACCAUACUGUGAAAGACUGUGCAGAGAUAAAUGACAGCAUACUACAGAAAAUUGGAGUGUUGCCAACAGGCCAUCGAAGAAGGAUCCUCAAACAGCUAGAGAUGAUCCUUUCAAAACUGCCAGACCCUGUUGUAUAUGCAAAUGUUCAGAAAAGAAAGAAGGACCCAGUGAUAUUAAAAGAUGAACAAGCUUUGCCUUCUGGUCCAGAUACCUGGAUAAAACUUUCAGGUUUGUGUGGGAGUCAGAGCAUUGGCCCAGAGUCAUUGGAGGCUUCAACAACAAUUCCUGGCAGAAAUGAUAUCUGUAAUGAAAAUAGGCGGUCUACAGAAUCAGUUGAUACAUCUUCUCUUACUAAACAGAGUGAUUCUCCUCUUCUAGACACUAUGUCCCCACAGAAUUUGGAUUGUUGUCAAAAUGUUGCCCUUGACAGUGGAAAUACAGAGAAUACAGCUUUGGUUACAAAAAAGAAUGUGGAUUGCGCAGAAGAAAAAGAACAAAUAGGAAAAGUUGGUUGGAACUUAGACAGUCCUGGAGUGUUUCAUAAUGAGGACCAAGGACCUCUUUCCUCCCUUGAUAAUUCUAUUUCCAAAACGAGUUUUGAAAACGAGCCUGGGAUUUUAUCAGCUAGACCACCUCCAUCUCCUUUCUUUGAAUUUAAAGGAGAGAUGAUUGUAAACGACUUGUAUAUAUCAUCAGCACAAAAUCUAGCACCUAUGAGGAGUCGUAGUAAAUUGGUUUCCAGACCAUCACGAUCUUUCAUGCUGAGGCACCGGCCUGUGCCAGAAAUCCCCGUGUCAUCCAAAGGAGCUGUUUCAGGGAGCUAUGCCCGAGAGAGGAGAAUUGGUGGUAACUCCAAUGGAAAGACAUUCACCGUGCAAAAGUCCCUUGAAGAACAGUCAUCUUUGGUCUUUCCACAUGGGGAUACUUAUCUUUUUAAGAGCAUAGAAAAUUCUAAGAAAUCCUUGAAAAAUGAAUUUUGGACUGUUGAAGAAAAACUUAAAAAGGAAGCGGGUCCUGAAAGGAGUUUAUUUUUUGGACAAUCAAGCAUAUAUGAUAACAGAAUAAAAGCAUGUGAAGACAAAGUGGAAGAUAUUUGGAUUCCUCGAGAAGACAAAACUGCUGUUCCAUUGGACUCUGCUUCCGAAUCAGAAUAUUCCACUGUGGAAGAAUGUUAUAAUAGUUUAAGAAGAGGAAAUUCCAAGGUGUCCAAGGCCAGGGCUCAGAAAGGGAGUUUGGAUUUAGCUGCUAACAGACACAGUUAUCCGCAAAGUUCCAUUAGUGGACUUGUUGAUCAACCAACCUUGACCUCAAACUCCAUAUCACCCUAUGCAUGUUACUAUGGAUCAUCAACAAAAAAGAUUAAAUCAGGAUGGUUGGAUAAGCAGUCUCCUCAAGGAAAACGUAUGUUUCAGAAGCGAUGGGUGAAAUUUGAUGGCUUUUGCAUUUCUUAUUAUAACAAUGAAAAGGAGGUAUAUUCAAAAGGAAUAAUUCCUCUCUCUGCUGUAUCAACAAUCCGGGGUCAGGGAGACAGCAAAUUUGAAGUUGUUACAUCACAAAGGACUUUUGUAUUUAGAGUAGAAAAAGAAGAGGAGAGAAAUGACUGGAUCACCGUUCUGCUAAAUGCUCUGAAAUCUCAGCCACUUGCUCCUCAGUCUCGAUCAGUUCUACCUGAGAAGUGUGGAUAUCUGGAAUUAAGAGGAUACAAAGCUAAAAUUUUUACUGUGUUGAAUGGAAGCAAUGUGUGGCUCUGCAAAAAUGAGCAGGAUUUUAAGAGUGGACUUGGUAUUACUGUAAUUCCUAUGAAUUUAGCAAAUGUAAAGCAUGUGGAUCGGACUGUAAAACAAUCUUUUGAAAUAAUCACUCCCUACAGAAGUUUUAGCUUUACAGCAGAGUCGGAAAAAGAGAAGCAAGAGUGGAUUGAAGCCGUGCAGCAAUCGAUAGCAGAAACUCUCUCGGAUUAUGAAGUAGCUGAGAAGAUUUGGUUCAAUGAGUCAAACAAGAACUGUGCUGAUUGUAAAGCACCAGAUCCUGACUGGGCAUCCAUCAAUCUCUGUGUUGUCAUUUGUAAGAAGUGUGCAGGACAACACAGAUCUUUAGGACCAAAAGAUUCAAAAGUUCGUAGUCUAAAAAUGGAUGCCAGCAUUUGGAGCAAUGAACUCAUCGAGCUUUUUAUUGUCAUUGGAAACAAAAGAGCAAAUGACUUUUGGGCUGGAAAUCUUCAAAAAGAUAAAGAAUUACACAUAGAUGCUCCAGUAGAAGAAAGAAAACUUUUUAUUACUCAGAAAUAUAAAGAAGGACGAUUCAGAAAAACUCUUUUAGCCUUUCUUACCAAAGAAGAAUUAAACAAGGCCUUGUGUGCUGCAGUAGUUAAACCAGAUGUUCUUGAAACAAUGGCGUUGUUGUUUAGUGGAGCUGAUGUAAUGUGUGCAACUGGAGAUCCUGUUUACAGCACCCCCUACUUACUUGCUAAGAAAGCUGGACAAAGUCUGCAAAUGGAAUUUCUCUAUCACAAUAAAUUCUCAGAUUUCCCCAAACAUGACAUUCAUUUUGAAAGUGGAUUACCUCAAGAAUCUUCACAUUCCACUUUUCUCUGUGACUUUUUGUAUCAAGUUCCAUCUGUGGCUGCUAAACUGUCUACAGAGAAAAAAAUGAUUGAAGAAACAAAUAAAAAAUGGUGUGUUUUGGAAGGGGGCUUCUUGAGUUAUUAUGAAAAUGAUAAGGCAACAACUCCUAAUGGCACGAUUAAUAUGAAUGAAGUUAUCUGCCUUGCUAUACACAAAGAGGACUUCUAUAUAAACGCCGGGCCCAUCUUUACCUUUGAAAUAUACUUAGUCUCAGAGCGUGCUUUUUUAUUUGGUGCUGAAACUGCGCAGACUAAAAGAAAAUGGACACAGGCAAUAGCAAAGCAUUUUGUUCCCUUUGUUGCUGAAAACUUAGCAGAAGCUGAGUAUGACUUGAUUGGUCAGUUGUACUACAAAGAUUGCCAUACUCUGGAUCAGUGGAAAAAAGGAUGGUUUGCUAUAGACAAAUCUAGACUACAUUUUUGCCUUCAAAUGGAAAAUGCUGAAGAAGAAUUGAUGUAUUUAAGGAGAUUACAGGAGCUAACAAUCAGCACAGUGGUUCAAAAUGGAGAAAAAACAGAUGUCUUGCUCUUGGUUGAAAAAGGAAGAACAUUAUAUAUCCGUGGUCAUACUAAGUUGGAUUUCACAGUCUGGCAUACUGCAAUUGAAAAAGCUGCAGGUACAGAUGGUAAUGCAUUACAAGACCAGCAGCUCAGCAAAAAUGACGUUCCCAUUAUAGUGAACAGCUGUAUAGCAUUUGUUACACAGUAUGGUUUAGGAAGCAAGCAUAUCUAUCAGAAAAAUGGUGACUCUUUCCAAAUAAGUGAGCUCCUGGAAAGUUUCAAAAAAGAUGCAAGAAGCUUUAAAUUGAGGGCUGGGAAGCAUCAGCUGGAAGAUGUGACUGGCGUGUUGAAAAGUUUUCUGUCUGACAUAGAUGAUGCACUUCUUACUAAAGAGCUGUAUCCGUACUGGAUCUCUGCAUUAGAUACUCAAGAUGACAAAGAAAGAGUUAAAAAAUAUAGCACAUUUAUCCGUACACUUCCGGGGGUCAACAGGGCAACUUUGGCAGCUAUAAUUGAACACCUUUACAGGGUUCAGAAGUGCUCGGAGAUCAACCAGAUGAACUCUCACAGCUUAGCUAUGGUAUUUUCAUCCUAUUUGUUUCAAACUAAAGGACAAACUAGUGAAGAAGUAAAUGUAAUUGAAGACCUAAUUAAUUAUUAUGUUGAGGUGUUUGAGGUCAAAGAAGAUCAAGUCAGGCAAAUGGAUAUAGAGAACAGCUUUAUUACCAAGUGGAAAGAUACUCAAGUUUCACAAGCUGGAGAUUUGCUCAUCGAAGUAUAUGUUGAAAGAAAAGAUCCUGACUGUAGUAUCAUAAUAAGAAUAUCACCUGUAAUGGAAGCAGAAGAAUUGACAAGUGACAUAUUAGCAAUAAAGAAUAUCAUCCCUGCCGAAGGGGAUAUAUGGGCUACAUUUGAAGUCAUUGAAAAUGAAGAACUUGAGCGCCCUCUUCACUACACUGAGAAUGUGCUAGAACAAGUACUUCAGUGGAGCUCAUUACCGGAGCCUGGCACUGCAUACUUAGUAGUGAAGAGAUUCCUAACCAUGGAUGUAAUUAAACACUACAAUGAGAAAAGUACAGCGGAAAGUGUAAAAGAAGGAGUCUUGAAAUUCAAAGAAGAACCUUCUAAAAUACUGUCUGGAAAUAAAUUUCAAGAUCGGUACUUUAUUUUGCGAGAAGGCUGUCUCUUUCUUUAUAAGGAUAUGAAGAGUAGCAGACCAGACAAAACACUUCCUCUCAACUCACUGAAGUUUUACCUUGGUGUGAAAAAGAAAGUGAAAACUCCAACAAGUUGGGGACUGACAGCAUGUUCAGAGAAACACCAUUGGUAUAUGUGUUGUGAUGGUCCACAAACACAGAUGGAAUGGUUGACCAGUGUUUUUCUUGCCCAGCAUGAUAAUGAUAUAUGGCCACCAGCUGGAAAAGAACGUAAGCGAUCUAUAACCAAAAAUCCCAAAGUUGGCGGUUUGCCUUUAAUUCCCAUCCAGCAAGAGAAAAAUAAUAACCAAGCCAGAAGAAAUAUAGAGAACGCAAAAGCAGGACUUGAAAACCUGAGGCCUCCCGAAAAGCAGGAAAAAGAGCAAAAAGAAGCCAGUCUAAGAGAACGGGCCUCCAUGGUGGCGCAUUGUCUGGAACGCAAGGAGGACAAACUCCGAAAUCGGACUAAAAAACACCGGAGUUUUAACUGUUUGGAGGACUCAGGUGCUGACAUUCUUCAGAGUCAUCACAAAUCACAUAAAGACUUCAAGAUUCUCAGGAAGACGGAGGACAAGAAUAGCAAAUCUAGUUUGGAAACUGAUAACAAAUUACCGUCCAAAGUGAUUGAGGAGCUCAGUGUUGUUCUACAGAGAACAAGAACCCUUCCCAAAGAUCCAUAGUGGAGAUUUGGCCAAAAGGAAAACAUGGUUUCCUUUAGAUAGUGUAUAAUACGUUCGUUGGUAACUCACAGAGUAGCCAAGAUAGGUCUCCGUGUCUGUAAUUACUACAAAAUGCCAGAAGUUUAAAGUAUGUAUAUGUGGUACCUUUAAAUGACUAUGGUAAGAUUUACUGUUGUGAAUAUAGAUUAAUGUAAAGUUAUAAUGAAAUAAUUCACUUUUGUACAGUCAGAAGUUUCCUCUGAGAAUUCUGCCUCUUUUAAGUAGUGGUGGUUAUUAGAGAUAUUGAUUAAAAGAGGAAUCCUCUAAAAACAGAGGCCUCAUGAUGCACUGUAUUUAGUAUAUAAUGUGUGUGUUUUUUCCUCUAAAUGAUUUCAUUGAAUUUGAUAGUAUAUGUAACACAUAUUGCACUUUGAGAAACUUUGUGUGUUGAGUUGCUGCAUGAUUUCAGGUUUACAGAGCUAAAGCCUUGAAGGGACAUGAUAUUGUAUGGUUUGUGGUUGUCAUGUGGUGGUUUAAUCUGAGUCAGUCUUUGAAAAAAGGAAAAGGAUUUCACGGAUUCUUAAAAACAAGGACCAUGGUGUGACAGGAGCUACUUGGGGUCUGCUUGCUUCAGGUUAGUAGUGACCAGAAGCUGUUAAUGGGAUUUGGUGUGGCAGUCUGUGGCAGAAGUGAAUCUAGCACUUUUUCUGUAUUUUCCAGCGAGUUGUAUUCAGAUCACUACAGUGGCUUAAUUAUAAAUUGGGUCCUUUUUCUUAGUGUUUUGAGUGAAAUAAGCCAUAGAUUACAUUCACUAACCUUUUGUUCUUUAUAGCUGUCUUGAAAGGCCGUUAGACAACAAACUAAUGAGCAGGCCUUGAAAGGAGCACAGAUUCCAUUAUACUCUUUGAUUAUGUAAGAGCAAUAGCUAAAAUCCACGUGUGUGUGUGUGUGUAUACGCACGCACACACACACACAUAUA
Molecule: messenger RNA, 6188 nt
Organism: Trichosurus vulpecula (common brushtail)
Lineage: Eukaryota; Metazoa; Chordata; Mammalia; Diprotodontia; Phalangeridae
Gene: ARAP2
Product: ArfGAP with RhoGAP domain, ankyrin repeat and PH domain 2
Exons: 32
Coding region: 137-5230 (1697 amino acids)
Biological process (GO): positive regulation of GTPase activity; signal transduction
Molecular function (GO): protein binding; phosphatidylinositol-3,4,5-trisphosphate binding; GTPase activator activity
Source: RefSeq, a predicted model, not a curated record